AUGACUGGGGCACUAUUUGACGACUAUCUGAAUGACCUUAACCGUCAGAUGAAUUUUCAACGCAGACACAUAUUGCUGUUCCUCGACAACGCAUCUUCUCAUGUCGACGUUAAUAAAUCAAACGUGAAACUUGCAUUUCUUCCAGCAAACACCACAUCGGUCCUUCAACCGCUAGACCAGGGCAUAAUCAAGGCAUUCAAGAGUCGCUACAGUGCAAAGCUGAUGCGUAAUGUUCUUGCGAAAAUUGAUGCAGCAGAUUCAGCUGCUGAUGUAACUAAACAAAUCAACGUUCUUGACGCAGUUAAUUGGACGGCAGCCGCGUGGCGUGAGACAACCGCAACCACGAUUACGAAGUGCUUCAAUCGCUGUGGGUUCUACUGUUUGGCCGACAAUUCAACCGACAAUCCUGAUGAUGGUGGAAGCAGAACUCCGUGA
Messenger RNA from Anneissia japonica, 435 nucleotides. RefSeq names its product tigger transposable element-derived protein 6-like. The transcript has a single exon. Gene Ontology annotation, molecular function: DNA binding. Gene Ontology annotation, cellular component: nucleus. The coding region runs from base 1 to 435 and encodes 144 amino acids. NCBI's taxonomy places the organism in Eukaryota, Metazoa, Echinodermata, Crinoidea, Comatulida, Comatulidae. The record is from RefSeq and is a predicted model, not a curated record.